AUGGCCUCCCCUGAGGCUCUGGGCACAAAUGAGAUUUCCAAGGAGAAGCAGGAGAGCUUCUACCUCCAUGGGCUUAAGGCCCAGCUCAAGGAAGCUCCCCACCAGGACCAGGGUUAUCAGGACAAGCCUCUGCCAGAUCUGUAUGUGCUGCUGCCUGCUGUUUACUUGGUGAUCUGCACUAUGGGGCUGAUGGGCAACACAGCCAUCAUCUAUGUGAUCUUAAGAGCACCCAGGAUGAAGACCAUGACCAAUGUGUUCCUCCUGAACCUGGCCGUGGCCAACGGACUCUUCACACUGGUGCUGCCUGUGAACACUGCUGAAUACCUGCUGCAGCGCUGGCCUUUUGGGCAGCUGCUGUGCAAGCUGGUGCUGGCCAUCGACCUCUGCAGCAUCUUCUCCAGCGUCUAUUUCAUGGCUGCCAUGAGCGUUGACCACUACCUGGUGGUGCUGGCCACGGUGCACUCCUGUGGCCCACCAUGCCAUACCCACCAUGAUGCCAAGGUAGCCAGCCUGUGCGUUUGGCUGGCCGUGGCCUUCUUGGUGCUGCCUUUCUUCUCCUUCGCCAGCAUCUAUAGCAACGACUGUGGCCUGAGCUUCCCACAGCCUGAGUGGGCCUGGUUCAAGGACAGCCACGUCUUCACACUGGUGCUGGGCUUCUUGCUGCCUGUGUGCACAGUAUGUGCGCUAUACGCUAACCUGCUGUGCUGGCUGUGGGCCAUGCAGCUCUACUCAGCUGCCAAGGCGCUGGGCAAGGCCAAGCACAGGGUCAUCAUCCUGGUCUUUGCUGUGUUGGCUGCCUCCCUCCUCUGCUGGAUGCCUUUCCACCUGGCCUCAGUCGUGGCUCUCAUCACAGGGUGCCGCAGGCCACCCUGGUCAUCAGCCAGCCUCAGCUAUGCCAACUCCUGCCUCAACCCCUUCCUCUACAUAUUCCUGGAUGACAACUUUCCCAGGGGCUUUCAUGUCCUAUCCCCUUGCUGGAGGGCCUGAGCUCCUGGCUGCUUCCUGUCCCCCCAGUAGUGUCCACGCUGCCAGGGGAGCAUUCUGCCUCCUCACAUCCCACUGUUCCCAUUCCCUUUUCCAAGUAAAUGCACGUGUUUAUUUUACUGGAAAGACAGGGAGUGUAUCCACCUGCUGGUACCCUCCUCAAAGGCCACAGCAAUCAGCUCUGAGCCAGG
This is a messenger RNA of Ochotona princeps (American pika), 1175 nucleotides long. It is a transcript of the gene NPBWR2, whose product is annotated as neuropeptides B and W receptor 2. Gene Ontology annotation, biological process: neuropeptide signaling pathway. The record is from RefSeq and is a predicted model, not a curated record. Gene Ontology annotation, molecular function: neuropeptide receptor activity; neuropeptide binding. NCBI's taxonomy places the organism in Eukaryota, Metazoa, Chordata, Mammalia, Lagomorpha, Ochotonidae. Gene Ontology annotation, cellular component: neuron projection; membrane.